Molecule: messenger RNA, 1805 nt
Organism: Prosopis cineraria
Lineage: Eukaryota; Viridiplantae; Streptophyta; Magnoliopsida; Fabales; Fabaceae
Product: F-box/kelch-repeat protein At1g51550
Exons: 2
Coding region: 304-1707 (467 amino acids)
Molecular function (GO): protein binding
Source: RefSeq, a predicted model, not a curated record
UCCGAAAACCGUGACACAGCACACAGGUAGGCUGCGGAAGAAGCCAAGGGUUCAAAGAAACUCAUAAUUUCAUAAAGGCGACAAAGAAAAUGGGCACACCCCAGAACCUGUCUAAAAUCAAUCCCUUUCCUGAGGAAAAUUUACCACUUUCUCAAACACCAAACACCCAUUUUACCAAUUUAUCUUCCAAGCCCAAUGAGCUCUGUACAAUGUGUAGUAGAAAGAUUAGAACUUAGAAACAAAAUCCUAUUUCAGACGUGUGUCUGGCCUCUGCCCAGUUCAAAGCCAUAGAUAGAUCCAGCCAUGGAGAUGGAGGAGAAUCAGAGCUAUGGUGGAUCACCAAUAAGCAACAUAUCUCAGGACCACCUCUUCACCAUACUUCUCUUCCUUCCCGUAGAUGCGAUUAUGUCUCUAUCCAUGACUUGUAGGAGAUUGAGAGCUCUCACUUGUUCUGAUACUCUCUGGGAAUCUGUGUGUAAAAGAGAUUGGGGUUCCAGAUGCGUCGAUGCCCUCAAGUGCAGCAGUAUCAUCAAUAAUCAGCCUCAAUUUCCAUGGAUGAGUCUCUAUAAGCAAGUUUUCCUCUUAGAUUCUGUUCAUUGCCAAAGAUUGUCUGACCCACUUCCUCAAUUGGAUUUUCCUACCCCACGAGCUUCUCACUCUCUCAACGUUGUUUCAGAUUGUCUAGUAUUGUUUGGUGGUGGCAGUGAGGGAGGACGACAUGUGGAUGAUACAUGGGUGGCAUAUAUUGGCAGUGAUUUCCAGAGAAUGUUAAAAUGGCAUAAAGUACAUUCAGGCAUUCCAAGUGGUAGAUUUGGGCAUACAUGUGUGGAAAUGGGUGAUUUCCUUGUACUCUUUGGAGGAAUCAAUGAUCUUGGGAAUCGUCAAAACGACACGUGGGUGGGACAAAUAACAUACUGCAACAACGAUGUUAUCACAUUCUCCUGGAGGUUGCUAGAUGUUGGAGCCAUUAUACCAGCCCCAAGAGGAGCUCAUGCUGCUUGCAGCAUUGACAACAAGAGAAUGGUCAUCCAUGGAGGCAUGGGACUUCAUGGGGUUCGCCUGGGCGACACGUGGGUGUUAGAGCUCUCAGACACAGACCACAAUCUCUGCACAGGCACGUGGCAUGAGAUUCUGACACAUCCAUCUCCUCCAGCACGUUCAGGACACACAUUGACUUGCAUAGGAAGAAACAGAACUAUUGUGUUUGGAGGAAGAGGAUCAGGCUAUGAGGUGCUUGAUGAUGUUUGGCUAUUAGACAUAGAUACUCAAAGUUGGGUUCAAAUAGUUUAUGACACACCAGGAAAUAUGCCAGAGGGUGUUUCUCUGCGUAGAGUUGGGCAUUCUGCUACAAUGGUAUUAGGUGGAAGAUUGCUGAUUCAUGGAGGAGAAGACUCUCACAGACACAGAAAAAAUGAUUUCUGGGUAUUAGAUGUGAGUGCUAUUCCUUGUACUGGUAAGAGUGUUGUGCAAGCAACUAGUCCAAGCACAAGCAGGGUGAGAUCAAACUCCAAUAGGAUAUGGAAGGUUUGGAGAUCAAUUGGGUAUGAAGCUAAGUGCAGAUCAUUUCAUCGUGCCUGCGCAGAUCAAUCCGGACGAUAUGUUUAUGUGUUUGGAGGGAUGGUUGACGGCGUUCUUCAGCCUUCUGAUGCUGCAGGAUUAAGGUUUGAUGGUGAGCUCUUUCUUGUGGAGCUUCUGCUUCACUUGUAGGAAAGGAAGCCAUGGGUUAUUUGGUAGUGUAGUAUCUUCAAAUUUCUUCAGAUCAUGUAUUGCCAUUUGCUUAGCUUUGAUGAUGAUAUUGUUAGUCU